This is a messenger RNA of Medicago truncatula (barrel medic), 2481 nucleotides long. Its product is annotated as splicing factor YJU2. Gene Ontology annotation, biological process: mRNA splicing, via spliceosome. The record is from RefSeq and is a predicted model, not a curated record. The transcript has 2 exons. Lineage: Eukaryota; Viridiplantae; Streptophyta; Magnoliopsida; Fabales; Fabaceae. Gene Ontology annotation, cellular component: U2-type catalytic step 1 spliceosome. The coding region runs from base 158 to 1054 and encodes 298 amino acids.
UAUAUAUAUACACUAUUGAGUCUUUCUGAUAACCUAGUUUGCUCUUAUAUAUUGUUCAUAACCUUUUGAAACCGAUAAUUAUCGCUCUUCACACAAAUAGAAAGAGAGAAAGAAACCCUAUCUAGGUUGUUCUCCGCGUCGUUGAAUUUGAAGAGAGAUGGGUGAGAGGAAGGUUUUGAACAAGUAUUACCCACCGGAUUUCGAUCCUGCCAAGCUUCCUCGAGGAAAAAAGACCAAACAAAUCCCUGUUCGUCAUAUGCUUUCGAUGACCAUUCGAUGCAACACUUGCGGUAAUUUUAUGUACAAAGGUACCAAGUUAAACUCCAGAAAAGAAGUUGUCGAAGGCGAGACAUAUCUUGGAAUUCAAAUUUUCAGAUUCUAUGGCAAAUGCACCUGCUGCUCAGCUGAAUAUACCAUGAAGACUGAUCCGCGGAAUUCAGAUUACGUCGUUGAGUUUGGUGCAACGAGAAAUUUUGAACCUUGGCGCGCAGAGGAUAAGGAAAGCGACGAAAGGAAAAAGAAGAGGGAAGCCGAAGAAAUUGGAGAUGCAAUGAAAUCGUUAGAGAAUAAAACCCUAGAUUCUAAAAGAGAGAUGGAUAUCCUUGCUGCACUGGAUGAGAUGAAGUCAAUGAAGUCUAGGCAUGCAACUGUUAGUGUUGAUAAAAUGCUUGCUGCCUUGCAACGUAAGGCAGCAGACAAGGAGAAAAGGCUGGUAGAAGAAGAUGAAGCACUGAUAAAAUCAAUUUUCUCGAAUAAUUCUGAAGUUUCUAUCAGCAGAAUUCGUGACAGACAUGGUGAAACAUCCAAUAAUAAUCUGAAGAGGCGAAAAAUUUCCAAAGAUCUUUCAGAAAAAGCCGCUGGUACUCUGACAAAAGCCGGUUUGGAUGAUUCUGACAAACAAGGAAAAUUGAUCGGCGGUCGUCAAAAGCCUAAUCCUUUGGCGAUGAUUUCUGUUGUCAAGAAACCAGAGACCUCUAAUGUCAAACGUUCUACAAAUACUAAUGGUGCACUGUUAUCUUUGUGCCUAAGCUAUGGAAGUAGUGAUGAGGAUUAGUUGUCAUAAAUAUUUGGAAUUUCAAUAGUUGCUUCCAAUGUAGAAAUAUGGGGAGAGGCAAGGAUACAGUUUUUUGGACUGAUGAAUGGGUUGGUGCAGUCACCUUAAAAAGGGGGUUUGACCUGAUUUAUUCCCUGUCAUUAUGUAAGGAAGCUAGAGUCUCAUAUGUGAGGAGGAAAGUUGAAAAUACUUGGGUGUGGGAUCUGCACUGGUCUAGAGCGCUAUAUAGUUGGGAUGGAGACAUGUUGAACACAAUGUUGGAGGAGUUAGAGGAAGUUAAUGUUAGGGAAGGUAGUUUCCGAUAAAAAAACUUUCGAAUAAAAUUAUUCCGUCGAAGGUGUUUGUGUUUGUAUGGCAGGUAAUGCAAAAUCGUAUUCCAUCCGAGGACAAUCUAUGUAGAAGAGGAAUUAUAGGUAGGGAGGAGUUACAUUGCAUAGGAGGAUGUGGAGAGAUAGACUUCCAACCACUUAUUUUUUGCUUGCCCGACUGUCUCAAAAGUCUGGUUCAGAAUUGCGCAAUGGCUUGGUGUACAGGUGGUGUUUCACAAUAUGAGUACCAUCCACUUUAUUACAUUUACAGGGCUGGUUCCCAUAACAAAAGAUGCAGUUCAGGGACUGGAAGCCAUCUGGUUCGCGAGUAUGUGGAACAUUUCGAAGGCGAGAAAUGCAAGGAUUUUUCAUCAUAAGGAUUGAGAUGAUGAAUCGAUUAUGGACAGUGUCAAGCUUUUAUCGUGGAGUUGGCAGAGAUUAGAGUCGUCAAAGUUUAAGUAUGAUUUGAAAGUGCUGGUUGAACCCUCUAGCAUGCUUAGAGGUAUCAGGGGAUGUUUGUUCUCGCUAAAUAUGUGCUUUGUUGGAAGCGGUUUUGGUUCAGGGGGGUGGCUGCCUGCAAUGUUUUUGCCAUCUGUUUGCAGUGAUUCAAUCGCUGCGUUCUGCUAUUUCUGGUCUGUGUUGAGGGGUUGUGGAGGGGACUGUUGCGGGGAUUAUAAUGCUAUGCUGCGUUUUGUUAUUAUCGGUCUGUGUUGAGGAAAUUUGGAGGGGGCCGUAAUGUAUCAGAUGGAUUCUUGGGUGACUAGUGUAUGCAUUUAGCAGUGUUUUUGCUGUUUGGUGGUUUGUUUUGGUGUGUCGUGUUCUGGUCGUAUCUCACAAUUCUAGUCCUUUAGACGGGUGUGAAGGAUUUCAUGUUAUUCUUUGUGGCUCCUGUGUGUAUUUGUGACUAGGAGCGAGAUCCCAGGGCGGCAUGUCUGAUUUAAUUGCCUCUACAUUACAUUCUGCUGCUGUGUUUUUCAGUCCUAUCAGCGCUUUAUCAGGCUGUGUUGAAUUAUAUUGGACUGGGAGUUGUAUUUGGCAUAUCUUAUGCCAAUUUUGCUCUUCUAUAAUAAUAUUCUUUUGUUGCCAAAAAAAUAGUUGUAAUCAUAAUAUGUAAAUUAU